AUGGAAACAUAUUUUAAUACUAGUAUCACAUUAUUUUGUCACUUUCUAGCUUCUUUGACUGCAGAUGCUAAAGGUAAAGGCAAUAAGGCAAAAGGAAAAGAAAAAGGUGGGAAACCUACACAAGAAACAGAGCCAGCUGACAGUCCUGACUUUAUAAACCCACUGUUAGAAGGUGCUGAUUAUAUAGAUGGUCAACUGUGGGUAGCUGGUAACAGGGUUCUCAUUAACCUCAAUCUCUCACGGAAUGAGAUAGGUGAGACAGGCCUUGAGGCUCUACUGAAGGCCAUGCAGUAUCAGACAACAUUGUGUAUGGAAAACAAAAGUAGCGGAACUGGUCUUAUGAGAUUAUUAGUCGGGAAGAACAAGGUACGAUCUAGCCAUGAGUUACUACAGAAGAUAACAGAUAUCAUGUUACCUAAAGAUCCUUUCUAUAAACCACCACCACAGACCCCGGAUGUUACUGAGGCUUAAACACAAAUACAGAAUUACAUAAUGUCACUUUUAACUUUAAUAUAGUUACAGCUCUUUAAUUGAAUGAUUUAGAAAAAAAUCUUUGACUGGAUUCUUUGGGAAAAUUAUUUUAUUGGAUUCCAUGGAAAAAUUCUUUAAUUGGAUUCCUUGGAAAAAUAUUUUGACUGGAUUCUGUAGAAAAAUUCUUUGAUUGAAUUCCAUAGAAAAAUCUUUGAAGUUAUAAUUCUUUGAAAAUUUUAAAAGAUUUUGGAAAAAUAAAGAUAGUGUAUGAACUGGAAAAUGAAACAGCUAUCUUCUGAUAUCGUUAAACGUGUUUAUGAAUGUGAUAACAAAAACUGUGAUUUUUAGAUAUAAUAAAUCAGUGCAGAAUUUUGUCAUAAUUUGUUCUAUGCUGAAUUUAAGGUCAACAUUAAAACAUGAUAUAUUAGUAAUACUUAUAUCAAAUAUAUAUGUGUUAAAUAAACAAAGUUAUUAUAAAAUGUGCUAAAAUGUUAAAUGUAAAAGCCUAUAGCUAUUACUUGGCUUUUAAAUUAUUCUAGAAGUUUAGUCAACAUUAACACAUACAAUACUAGUAUAAAGCCUAACAUUGUUGAAAUGUGUGAAAUUUGAACAGAAAAGCGUAUAUCUUGUAAAGGUUACUUUCUGUUAAAUGGUAGAUAAUAAUUCUAGGAUAAUGAAUAUGCAACUUAUUGAAAUAAUGUUGUCUUUUAUGUAAUAAACUUUAAAACACUCGCAUUAUUAUUUAGAUAAAAGUUGUUUGUAUUUUUUUUAAAACGUCCAUAUUUUCUGUGAUAAUGUU
This is a messenger RNA of Ruditapes philippinarum (Manila clam), 1270 nucleotides long. Its product is annotated as leucine-rich repeat-containing protein 71-like. NCBI's taxonomy places the organism in Eukaryota, Metazoa, Mollusca, Bivalvia, Venerida, Veneridae. The record is from RefSeq and is a predicted model, not a curated record. Bases 1 to 471 code for a protein of 156 amino acids. The transcript has 4 exons.